AUGCCGCCCUUCAACCCUCCCCAGCCUGGUCCAAAUGAGCCCUAUGUUGUCAAAGGUAUUGACGUCAAGCCUGGACAGAAGCCCGGCAUCCGCCAAGAACUGCGAGAGUUCAAGAAGAAUGAGGACGCGUGGAACCUCUACCUGCUUGGUCUCUGGCAGUUCGAACUAGUUCCUCAGGACAGGCUGCUGUCGUACUUCCAGAUCGCGGGCAUUCAUGGUCUGCCAUACAAGGGAUGGCCCGAAAAUGAUCCCGAACUCCUCAAACUGGAGAGGCAAAGGACUAGAGAGGAUGGGUUCGGAGGAUUCUGCACCCACUCCUCUAUUCUAUUCCUUACCUGGCAUCGACCCUACUUGGCCCUUUUUGAGUCUGUCCUCCGGGAUGCCAUGAUGCAUGUGGCGAAGCAGUUCACCGCGGAAGAAGGCCAAGAAAAGUACGUGGCCGCUGCUGAGGCAUUCCGGAUGCCAUUUUGGGAUUGGGCUCGUCCAGACCUCCCAGUGUUUCCCGCCGAGGCUUCCAGCUCCAAGGUCGUUCAAGUCAAGAUGCCAGAUAGCCUGAGGAAGGAGUACAACUUCCCGGCGGGCAAACUCGUCGAAAUCCCCAACCCCUUAUAUUCAUACAAGUUUCAACCCGGCACGCAGGAGAAUAUCAAGGUCGACAGGUUGUCAACAACGACUCGCUAUCAUCAACGCGGCAAAUCCGAGGAGGAAGAGUCAGCGGUGAGCAAGCGAGAUCUCCUCAUCGAGUCCAUCACGCCAUAUACCAAAGGGGUCGACGACGGAUUGAGAAUGGAGGUCAACCUUCGCGAGCGAGUGGUUUACCUUCUCCAAUCCUACGAGCUUUUCGAGCAGGUAAGUCUGAACAAGGUCCCCCCUGGGGUUGUGCAGCCGGGCAAGGGACAAGACGAGACCGUGAGGAAAGGCCGCGGCUUCGGAAGUUUCGAAGAUGUCCACAACACCGUCCAUGUUCUCAGCGGCGGUACUGGCGACAGAUCUGGCCAUAUGGGAAGAACCUCCUACUCAGCUUUUGACCCCAUCUUCUGGCUCCAUCACACGAACAUCGACCGCCUUCUCGCUAUCUGGCAGGGCCUGCGUGAGAAUCCUGACAAAGAAGACGCCUGGGUCACAAACCAGAUAGCAGGGGAUGGAAACUGGGCCGUACCCACGGGGGGCAAAGAGGGGAACCAAACACCACUCUUGCCAUUCUACAGGACGGCAGACAAGGCCGUUCCUGGCCCGGAUAAGUUUUGGAAAUCCAGCCAGGUCCGGGAUACGGCAACGUUUGGCUACGCGUACCCAGAAACCCAGCACUGGGAUUUUGCUGAUCUUGCCCUUUAUCGCGAAAGCAUUAAGGACCAACUUCGUUCCCUCUAUCCAUCCGGGUCACUGGCAAACAUGGUCGUGGCCACGAGGGGAGGAAAUGAGAAGCCAGAUGUCACGCUCAGGGAGCGCGCCACGAGGCUCAGGCAGGUCCAAAAAGUCGACGCACCCAAUACCGCAUUGACUGCCCUGUCUCUCGCUCAUGCGGCGAAGCCCGCCGUUGCAAAAGAGCUGCAGUCGAUUCUCACGGACCUAGAGGUUCCCAAGGUCACCAUCCCCAAAGAGCGCUCAGUGGCAGACUUAGUCAAGGGCCAAACUUACCUAGAGUGGCUCGUCAACAUCAAGGCGGUAAAGCACGCCCUCGCGGGCCAGUACGGGGUCCACGUCUUCCUUGGCGAUGUGCCGGAGGAGGAACCGACUACUCUUUACGUCGUGUCGCCGUAUCAUGUCGGAACCUUUUCUCCCUUUGGCCAGGAUGAAGAGACUUCGUGCGGCAAGUGCAAGGAGGACCAGGCCGCCGGUCUUGAGAUCAGUGGUCAGAUCCCUCUUACCAUUGCUCUAGCUGAGCGCUACUUUGCCGGCCAGCUACCCAGUCUUGAAGAAGAGGAUGUCAGGGAUUAUCUUACGAAAAACCUCCACUGGGAAGUCGUUGACCAAAACGGUCAGAGACUCAGGCGCCGUCGAGAUGACCUCGCGGGCCUGCUUGUUGGUGUUGUCAGCAAUGAAGUCACGCUUCCUGACACUGAGAAUGGGUUCCCCAGCUACUCCGAGUACAUCAAGGUGUAUCCCGAAAUCACUACCAACAGGGAAGGAAACGGCCGUGGAGAAGGAACAGGAGUUACAGAGGGGCAGGAGAAAUUCUGUUGUUAG
Molecule: messenger RNA, 2187 nt
Organism: Fusarium keratoplasticum
Lineage: Eukaryota; Fungi; Ascomycota; Sordariomycetes; Hypocreales; Nectriaceae
Product: Tyrosinase
Exons: 6
Coding region: 1-2187 (728 amino acids)
Molecular function (GO): oxidoreductase activity
Source: RefSeq, a predicted model, not a curated record